AUGGAGGAGUGCGCUUGCCUCUGCAGCGUGGGCUCUUCACGGGGAUGUCGGUGUCCUCAGAAGCGCCAGCGCCCAGCUGAGAUGGCAGCGGCCGACAGCAAGCUGGCCCCAGCAAAAAAGCACAUCGAGGGGGAUGUGGCAGCGCGGUGCUGUGCGGGGAGUGGAGGAAUUGCGAGCCCCAUGCCGGCCCCGCACUGCUCGCUGCAGGACCUGCCGGUGGAGAUGCUGGUGGAGAUCUUCACCUGGGUUCCCGGCACCCACCUGCCCAGCCUGGCCCAGACCUGCACCAAAUUCCACCACAUCCUGCACAUCGACAGCAUCUGGAGACGGCGCUGCCAGGAGGAGUUUGGCAUUCGUGAAAAUUUGCAGAACCUGGAGAUGAUCGGUAUGUCUUAUCGGGAAGUCUAUGCGAAGCUGUUCCCAUACAGAAACAUUUUGGGAUUGUGGCAGCUAGAUAAUGAGUACUAUAGAACACUAGUGAAUGUCGUGGUGGACGGCUUAUGCAUUACUGGUUGGAAAUACAGGCCUUCCCUUCACACCCACGUGGGUGGCCCAAUACGUUUCCAGCCCUCGUUCAGAAUUCGCCUGACGGAGAGGAAAUCAGCCGCGGUGGAGUGCAUGGAGGGCCUAGACAGCAGGCCCCACAAGCGCCACGUGCAGAUUCAGAAGGACAGGUUCACCACCCGGUGCAAGAACACCGACCACGGAACGGAUUUACCCACGUGGCUUAGGGAAGAAGGGGGGCUGGUGCUGGAGGACAGACAGCAGUAUAACUGGCUGACCUACCGCCGCCUCUAUCUCCCGCCGAGCCACCCGGACGACCUCAUCAGGCCUGGCCUCUUCCAAUACUACUACGAUUCCUUCGGCCUAAAGAUUGCCAUGCUCAGCUUCCAUGGGAAGUAUGCCAGGGUCACCAAGAUCACGGGAAUCUCCAAGAAGACGUUAGAGAUCCACCUCAUGCGCCGCAUCCAGCUGCCAGAUGGCGAGAUCUUCUGCAACUUCAAAGAGCUCUCCCGUGUGGUCCAGGAGAUUGACAAGCAGGUGAUCCGGGAGCAGCAGCAGCAGCAGCAAGAAGACGGGACUGAGGAAAGCGAGGGCCAUGGCUGGCAGAGCCCUGCCCAGCCCAGCGCCGGGGAGUCUGGGGCUGCAGCUUCGGAGGAGCAGCCUGUCCCGUUUGUUCUGCCUGUGGGCGUGCGCUCCAGUGACCAGAACUACCCCGGAACCUGCAGGAUGUGUUUCUAUGGCGUGGACACUAUUACCUUACCUGGCUUAGCCUACCACGGGCGCUUCCCUGGAGUCUUCAUCCUGUUUGAUGAGAACCACUUCGGGUUCAUCUGGCUGGAGGCGAAAUACUUCUUCCUGUGCGGCAGAGUACAGAACACCUUCCAGAAUGUGGAGGCACCAUCCCCGCAGGCUUUCCUGGAGAUGCUCAAGAACAUUCAGUCCAUGCCCUAA
Myotis myotis is the source of this 1455-nucleotide messenger RNA. Its product is annotated as F-box only protein 31-like. Lineage: Eukaryota; Metazoa; Chordata; Mammalia; Chiroptera; Vespertilionidae. The record is from RefSeq and is a predicted model, not a curated record. Gene Ontology annotation, molecular function: protein binding. The transcript has a single exon. The coding region runs from base 1 to 1455 and encodes 484 amino acids.